AUGUUUAGAAGAUCUUUCUAUAGUUCAAUACGACAAUUACAAGAACAAGCAAUUUCAAAGAUUUCCACUGUCGACUCCACUAUUGCCCCUCAAGUAAAUUUGUUAAAGAAAUAUUAUGGAUCUCCUCAAAUUUUAGAAUCUAUCAAAUUGGCACAAACCGUCCUACCACCAGAAUGGGAAACCAUCAAAUUACAAAAAAGCAACAAUAAGAAUACUAAUAUGAUUCAUGAUGACUUACUUAAGUUAAAUCCCUUAUAUGAUACCAUCAUAUAUAACAAUAACAACAACAAUAGCGAUAACAACACCACGGCCACCACAGCUGGCAUCUUGGAUCUAGACACUAGAUCACAGGUUGCUAAAUCCUAUUACCCUGAUUCCUUCCAUUCGAGUGCUCUACACAGUAGAAUCUCUAAAACAGUCACAAUGGCCAAUAACAUCUAUAUGCAGACUCAAAUUGACCCCAGGUACAUCACUCAAAAGUUGGACAUGAGACCCCUGGUGUUGAAACGAGUAUCAAAUCAAACUGCAAAAGGUAAGAUCCGUUCCCAUUAUGCUCUCUGUAUUGUCGGGGACCGCAAUGGUAUGGUCGGUCUUGGCGAGGGAAAAUCAAGAGAUGACAUGGGUAAAGCCAUUUCAAAGGCCCACUGGGAUGCCAUAAGAAACUUGGUACAUGUCAAUAGAUUCGAAGAUAGAACCAUCUAUGGUGAUAUCCAGCAUAGAUAUCACGGUGUGAAACUGUUUAUUAGACAAAAGGAGGCAGGUGCAGGGCUACGCGUCCAUCACACAAUCUUCGAAAUUUGCCAAUUGGCUGGUAUCAAGGAUUUAACUGUAAAGAUUUAUAAAUCAAGAAAUGAUAUGAAUGUAGCAAAGGGCUUCUUAGAAGCUAUCACUGAGGGACAAACCCCAUUAAGACAACUGGCUUUGGGUCGUGGUAAAAAAAUCGUUGACGUUAGAAAAGUUUAUUAUUCAGAGUAA
Molecule: messenger RNA, 975 nt
Organism: Arxiozyma heterogenica
Lineage: Eukaryota; Fungi; Ascomycota; Saccharomycetes; Saccharomycetales; Saccharomycetaceae
Gene: MRPS5
Product: mitochondrial 37S ribosomal protein uS5m MRPS5
Exons: 1
Coding region: 1-975 (324 amino acids)
Biological process (GO): translation
Cellular component (GO): ribosome
Molecular function (GO): RNA binding; structural constituent of ribosome
Source: RefSeq, a predicted model, not a curated record